AACUUCACUUCAAGGCAUCAGCAAAUUGAACUCACUCAAUUCAAAAAUCUCAACGACAUAACCUAACAUACGCACGAACCGAAAAACCCAAAGCAACAGUACCUUCAAUCUAUGAUUCACAUUCAAGAUUACAUGGGAUGUUAAUGGGUCUUGAUCGAUCUUGUAGCAUAUUUAUUACAUGGGAUCAUAUUUGGUACAUACAACAUCCAAGAUUGCAGCGCUUGCAAAAUCAGGGAGAGUUACACAUGCCCGGAAACUGUUCGAUGAAAUGCCCCACAGAGACACAGUUGUUUGGAACACAAUGCUCACUUGUUAUACCCAUCUAGAUCUUUACCAAGAUGCUCUGUUACUGUUUCACGAAAUGACAGGAGUUAGCAACACCAAACCUGAUCAUUACUCAUUUACCGCAACUUUAAGUGCGUGCGCAGGCUCGUGUAAGCUCCGUUAUGGACAAAGUAUCCAUGCUUUGGUUGUUUCUGCGGGUUACUGCUCUUCAGUUCCGGUGAAUAAUGCACUGAUUGAUAUGUAUGCCAAGUGUUUCAGCCCUUGUAGUGCUCAUAAAGUGUUUGAAGAGAUUGAGUUCAGAAACCACGUCUCGUGGUGUUCGUUGUUGUUUGCGUAUGUUCACACUAAUGAGUUUCAGGUUGCGCAAACGGUUUUUGAUUCCAUGCCAAAUAAGGUGAACAUUGCGUGGAAUACUAUGAUUGCCGGUCAUGCUCGACAUGGUAACGUUGAUACUUGUGUUGAUUUGUUCAAGAAGAUGAUGGCAGAAUCGUGUGACCAAGAUCAGUGGACGUACAGUGCACUCAUGAACGCUUCUGCUGAAUCACAACAAUAUUGUGUCGGUUGCAUGGUUCACGCUUGCAUUGUUAAGAACGGCUGGAGUUCUGCAGUUGAGGCUAGCAACUCGAUUCUAAGCUUCUAUGCACAAAUCGGUAGUCCUGCUGAUGCAGUGAAGAUGUUUGAGUCGAUGAAGACGCUAACCCAAGUUUCUUGGAAUGCGAUAAUCGAUGCUCAAAUGAAAAUCGGAGAUACCCACAAAGCAGUUAUCGCGUUUCAGCAAGCCCCUGAAAAGAAUGUUGUUUCAUGGACUUCAAUGAUGACAGGCUAUGUUAGAAAUGGAAAUGCUGAGGAAGCAGUAGGUUAUUUUGUAAAUAUGUCAAAAAGCAGCCUCCGGCCGGAUGAUUUUUCACUUGGAACAGUUUUACAUGCGUGUUCGGUCAUGGCAACACUAGGGCAUGGUAAGAUGAUCCACAGUCUUGCAAUAGUCCACGGUUUUCAUGGUUAUGCUUAUGUAGGAAACGGGUUGGUUAACAUGUACGCAAAAUGUGGAGACGUUCGCGGUUCAAAGCAAGCGUUCGAUGACAUUAGUGAGAAAGAUUUGGUUUCAUGGAACACGAUGUUGAUUGCCUACGGUCUUCAUGGUUGGGGCGAAAAAGCCCUAAAGAUUUAUGAAGAAAUGUUAGCGUCGGGUUUGAAAGCGGAUAAAGUGACCUUUAUAAGCCUGCUAAUGACUUGUAGCCAUUUAGGGCUUAUCGACAAAGGCUGGACGCUUUUCAAAUCAAUGAGUCGGGUUCACGGGAUUGUUCCGGAAACAGACCAUGUGGCAUGCGUGGUGGAUAUGCUUGCUCGAGGAGGGUACUUGGAAGAAGCGCGGGAGAUGGCUAAUAGAUAUAGGACACAUGGCAUGAUUGGGCGGUCGAGUGAAGCUGUUUUUGGAGCGUGUUAUGCACAUGGUGACGUAUUGAUGGGGACCGAGUUGGUGGGUGAGUUGAGUAUGUUGGAACCUGAAUGUGAAAUGAGUUAUGUGGUUCUUUCAAAUUUGUAUUGUGCGAGUGAAAAGUGGAAAGAAGCGGAGUUGGUUAGAAAACAGAUGGCUGAUUAUGGGGUGAAGAAGACGCCUGGUUGUAGCUGGAUCGAAGUUAAAAACAAGGUGUCGGCUUUUGUUGCUGGUAGUAGUCUAUGUGAAUACAAGGAAGAAAUCUCUUCUAUUAUAUACUUGCUUGAAUACCAAUUGAAGAAUCCAUGAUCACAGCGCUACAGACUUUUAGGUCCCAAAAGCGAGCUGCGUCUCUACAUAUCGACCUUUUUAUCGUUAAGCCAUUGAACCGUCAUCCGCCAGCCCAACAGAUGUUCUUAAUAGAUUAAGAGCUGUAAACGUUGAAAGAGAUGCUGUUGCAUCUACAAUCGAAGAAGACGUGAAAAACAUUUCAAGAACCGAAGAACGAGCACACAAUAACAAUGAUGAAAGUGAACCGUCAGAUGGAAAAGAAAGCAUUCUGCAGGCUUCUAAUGACUUAACUCUUCAACAUGCUCUAGCAACCGACCGAUUGGAAAGCCUAAAGAGGACAAAGGCUCAACUCGAGAAACAAGUUGCAAGUCACGGAAAUGGAUCGAAAGUUGGUAAACAGGAAAGCAUCUUGAAGUAUCUUGUUAAAGAAGAACCAAAUCACAAGCGGAAGCAGAAAGAAGUUCCAAAAACAGGUAAGAAAUCGAAGCGACAUAAAACAGUAGCCUUUAGUGACGAUGGUGAUUUCGAUGCUGUUUUAAACGCAGCCUCUGCUGGAUUCGUUGAAACAGAAAGAGAUGAGUUGGUUAGGAAAGGAAUUCUAACUCCGUUUCAUAACCUAAAGGAUAUGAACGUCGCAUUGAGGAAGCGGGCCCAUCUAAUGCAACUGAAGAAGUCAAUAAAGUCAAUGAUUUUUCUUCUGCUAAGUUAAUAUCGGAGGCUGCAAAAGCUCGUCCUACAACAAAGCUGUUAGAUCCAGAUUCCUAACCAAGACUUGAAGCACCAACACGUCCUUUAUAAAGACUUAGAACCCACCGCAGUCUUAGAAAACGACGACGGAGAAAAAUCUAAAGAUUCAAAUAGGAAAAAAAGACGACCUUUUCCUGAGAAGAGAUGGAUGAAACAAGCAUCUCGUGAGCAGAAUCUUUCUGAAGAAACUGCGCGCAUCGCGCAUCAGAUUUUUGGACCAAACCAUCAGAGCGCAUCGCGCAAUUUAAAAACAAGACAGUAACUGCUCAGUCCCAUUUGGACUUACACUUCAUGUAGCGUUUUCUAAUUACCGUUUUAACCCAAAUUGCAAAGAUUGUCAAUGGGUCGAAUUUGCACGUUUUUCGUCGGAUGAUAAGUUCUGCAAGGCAAAGGGUUUUGUUGAAGAAGCGUUUCGGCUUACUACCAACCCAAAACCCGGCUCCUAAAUACUGAACCGUUUGCCUGUUGCCUAGUUUGUGUGUUUUGGUAUGGGUGGUUGAUACCAAAUGGUUAGUUGGCUGAAAAAAAGUACCCUUAAAUGAGACAAUAGAAUUAAAUAUUUUUGAAGUUCUGGUUCAACCACCGGUUGCUAGUGUAACAUGUUGGGGUCAUAUCCCGCCAACUUAAACGAAUAGUUCCAACCACUGGUCUCGUCAAGUUAUGUGAUCGUCUAGUCCGUCCUCUAGUUAUGAGAAAAGUGGUUACAAGUCAUCGCUUGUAUAGAAUUAUGUAUUGAACUAGUUGGAUGUACGCGGGGUGCUAAGCCGAAUAUUUCUUAGUUUCAUAACAUGUAUACAUGUAUUUUAGUUACUUGUAUAUACUAUUUAUAACACGAUCUCAA
Molecule: messenger RNA, 3599 nt
Organism: Helianthus annuus (common sunflower)
Lineage: Eukaryota; Viridiplantae; Streptophyta; Magnoliopsida; Asterales; Asteraceae
Product: pentatricopeptide repeat-containing protein At2g36980, mitochondrial
Exons: 4
Coding region: 179-2029 (616 amino acids)
Biological process (GO): RNA modification
Molecular function (GO): protein binding; RNA binding
Source: RefSeq, a predicted model, not a curated record